Molecule: messenger RNA, 1035 nt
Organism: Orbilia oligospora ATCC 24927
Lineage: Eukaryota; Fungi; Ascomycota; Orbiliomycetes; Orbiliales; Orbiliaceae
Exons: 4
Coding region: 1-1035 (344 amino acids)
Biological process (GO): purine nucleoside catabolic process
Cellular component (GO): cytosol
Molecular function (GO): purine nucleosidase activity
Source: RefSeq, a predicted model, not a curated record
AUGGCCCCGGAAAGAAUCCCCGUCUGGCUGGAUUGCGACCCAGGCCACGACGAUGCCUUCGCCAUCCUCAUCACCGCUCUACACCCAUCCUUCGAUCUCCUGGGCAUCAGCACAAUCCACGGCAACUCCUCCCUACAGAAGGUCACCAACAACGCCUUAUCAAUCCUCACCGCCAUCGGUCGUCCCGAUGUGCCCGUCUACCCGGGUGCCAAUAAACCCUUCAUGCGCCCUGCCGUGCAUGCUCCCGAUAUCCAUGGAGACACUGGUAUCGACGGAACAACCCUUCUGCCCACUCCGACCCGAAAACCUCAGACGGUACCGGCCGUCGAAGCCAUGCGCAAAGCCAUUAUGUCCACCAAACGGGGCACAUGUACUUUGGUCGUCACGGGAACAUUGACAAACGCCGCUCUGCUCUUCGCUGCGUUUCCCGAAACCGCUGAACAUAUCAAAACCAUUUCCAUCAUGGGAGGGGGGUUCACCUUGGGGAAUAUCACCAAGAGUGCUGAGUUUAAUAUCUACUGCGACCCCGAAUCCGCAGCUUCAAUCUUCACCCUCCCCUCUCUCUCCAACAAAAUCAUCCUCUCCCCGUUAGACCUAACCCACACCGUCCUGGUCACCACCUCCGUCCGCCAAACCCUGACUUCAACCCCAUCAACCUUCCGAACAAUGUUAUACGAACUCCUAAUGUUCUUCGCCGAAACCUACAUCAGAGUAUUCGACAUGACCGAAGGUCCACCUCUACACGACCCCAUUGCCGUAGCCGCUUUGAUGGACGAGAGCUUCGGGAUGGGGUUCGAAUAUGUGGAGACGGGGAUUAAGGUUAUUUGUAACGGAGAGGAGAUGGGUAAGACGGUUAUGGUGGGGGUUGAUGAGGGGGUUAUGGAACAUGAGGGGAAACAGGUGCUGGGGGAUUGUGGGGUUGGUGGUGGAGGGGUUAAGGUGAAGGUUGGGAUGAAGUUGAAUGUUGAUAGGUUUUGGGAGGUUGUGAUGGGGGUUGUGGAGAAGGCGGAUAAGAUGUCGCCAUUGAAUACUUAA